Messenger RNA from Thermothelomyces thermophilus ATCC 42464, 648 nucleotides. RefSeq lists its product as uncharacterized. The transcript is spliced from 2 exons. Lineage: Eukaryota; Fungi; Ascomycota; Sordariomycetes; Sordariales; Chaetomiaceae. The record is from RefSeq and is a predicted model, not a curated record. The coding region runs from base 1 to 648 and encodes 215 amino acids.
AUGCCGCCUAAACGCUCCAAGCCCCAACACCAAAAGAGCAAACGAAUUCGAGUGGCCCGCCCCGAGACUGGCCCUCCGGCAGAAUCCCAGUCCCCAACAGCCAAGAGCGAGGCAGACUCUCCAGUCUACUUUUGGCGCAUAUCAGAUCCUGCGGGCUACCUUUCCCAAUGGUACCCGUGCGCCUUCAGCGACGACAAGGACCCCUCCAUCAUCUACCCAACCGCUGAGCACUACAUGAUGUACCAAAAAGCCGUCCUCUUCUCCGACUUGGACGUGGGCGCGGAGAUCCUGGCCACCCCCGACCCGCGAGAGGUCAAGGCCCUGGGGCGGAAGGUAUCCAACUUCUCGGACGCAGUGUGGAACGCGCGGCGCGAGGGGAUUGUGCGCCGCGGCAACCUGCUCAAGUUCACGCGGCCCGUCGAUCCCGAGGACGGAUGGUGGAUGGUGCACUUGGACGGCGAGGGCGGCGAGAGCGUCAGCAUCCGGGAGCUGCUGCUCCGGACCGGGGACAGGGAGAUCGUCGAGGCGAGCCCGCUGGACCGGAUCUGGGGGAUCGGGUUUAGCGCGGCCAAGGCGGAGAGCAUGAGGAAGAGGUGGGGGCUGAAUCUGCUGGGCAAGGCGUUGAUGGCUGUUAGGGAAGAGUUGUGA